UCCGCCCAGCGCCGAGCGAGGGGCGACGCCACGAGGUAAAACCGAGAAGGUGCAGGAGGUGGACUCGGUCUAGGCCCACGGGUCCGGCAGAAACCGAGGCUCUGAGCCUUGGCGGGCGAGGGAAUGGCGGAGGAGCAGAAGCAUUGUAGCGUGGAAUCAGAUCCCGGCUACGAGGCAGCGGCGACUGCCCAACCUACGAUGCCUUCAUCGAAGACCGCCGAGGUGGCCCCAGAGUCGUCGGAGCCCGAAGACUACAAUAGCAAGUGCGUGUUCUGCCGGAUUGCCGGGCGGCAGGAACCGGGCACGGAACUCCUGUAUUGUGAGAAUGAAGACCUAGUUUGCUUCAAAGAUAUCAAACCAGCAGCACCUCAUCACUAUCUUGUGGUGCCAAAAAAGCAUAUUGGAAACUGCAGAGAUCUAAAGAAAGAGCAAAUAGACCUUGUUGAGAACAUGGUUACUGUUGGAAAAACCAUUCUUGAAAAGAAUAAUUUCACUGACUUCAAAAAUGUGAGGAUGGGUUUCCAUGUGCCGCCAUUCUGUUCCAUUUCCCACUUGCACCUCCAUGUUCUGGCACCAGUCGAUCAAUUUGGCUUCUUUUCAAAAUGGGUUUAUAGAGCGAAUUCCUACUGGUUUAUCACAGCUGAUUAUUUGAUUGAAAAGCUAAGAACAUGAAAAUGACAACAGUGGAAGAUUUUCUUAAUCUUGGCUCAACAGAAACUAAUAUUUCGGUUCCUUUUAAUUUAAAUUACAAUGGUAAGGUUUGUUGGGUUUUAUAAAAGGCUAUUAUUACUGGGCAGCCUUAAAUCUUUUCUGAAUGUCAGUUUCCUGGGAUCUGUGAUAUAGUUAUAUGAAUACUUUGUCACUGAAUUCUUUAUUGGUUUCUUGUCUGAGGUUUAAUAUACUAUAGAUAAAAUCCCAUUAAAAUAAAUGCUGUUAAUCAGGAAGGAUGCUGUAUUAAACAUUUUUUCAAAUAUUUUCAUUUCUCACUAUAGUCAAUUAUAAUAAUGAUAUAUUAUGAAGAAUAAACAGGCAUAGAAAAUACUUUGUUGGAGUCUUGAUUACUAUGGAAGAGAAAAAGAAAUUCACUACCUCUUGAAAGUUCCAUAAUUCUGCACAUAAAAUUUCAAAAUAAAGAAUACCAUAUUACACAGUAAUCUCUGAUCUUGAUGGAAAGAAUUUGUGUAUCUGUCACAUCUGUCACUUUUUACUCAGAUUUCAGAUACUGGUUUUCAGUUCUUGAAGCCUAGCAUCUGUGUAAUAAAUUAGUCCUGAAAGAGAUAUAAUAUAUAUAAUAAUUUCUAACAGUGGCUUUGCAAUACCAAUCAAUUUGGCUAUCCAAGGGCAUUCACUAUAAUUGAAUUUUAUCUGUAAGAACAUGUGUGGGGAAGAAACAUGAAAUGGUUAUAUUAAUUUAUUAAAAGUAGCAGAAACUGUUACUUUAUGGCUUGUUUAUUGUACCAAAGGAAAAUUAGAAUAAAAAAUGAUUGGAUCUAGCUUUUAUCAAGAAAACAUCCUGAUUUGAAAGUAGAGAUAGACAGUCUUGGAUGAGAAAAUUUAUUUUAAUAACAGUGUUAAUUUUAUUGAUAUAUCAUUUUAUGGGGCAUAUUUCUUUAGGAAUUGUCUUUUGUUGCUAAUCUAGACGAAUUAUGUCACUAUAUGAUAAAAAGGAGGCUCUGAGAGCUAAUCCGGCAUUGUGCCAGUGUCUAAUAUAGUACUGUGUAUAUGAAUAUAACUGAACAUGAGGAUUAAAGUAUUGAUGUUAGAAAUCGGCUAAGAUGAUUAGUUUUUUUUCUUAUAUUUUACAUUAUAUUAAACAUAGUUUUAAGUUAUGAAACACUAAUUACGAUGUUUAGUGACAACAUCUGGAAUGAAUGUUUGGUUCAUUCUUUAUUUAUUCAGUCGGUGUUUGCUGAGCAUUUAUUGAAAUGCUCAACAAGAAUCAGACAAAAUUAACGAUUACAGUUGACUGUGUUAAGUGCUAUAAUGUCUGCAGAGGAGGCUGUGGAGAGGGAAACACUGUUGAGAGUAGGUGGCAGUAGAAUUGAGUAUUUAAGACUCAGUGUUAGGUAGACAGUGGAACUUUAGAUCAAGAGACUCAAAUAUACUUUCCUUGUGUUCUGCUUCCAUUAUUAUUUACUUUACAAUUAAUAUGAAUGCCCAAAUUCCAUUUUAUUUACUGGAAGUGGAAAGAAGGAUUUGGGAGUAGUGGUGUGGACUCUCAAAAUUGGAUUUACAAGUUAACGCUUAGCUGCUUUGUUAUGUAGCUUGCUGAGCACCUACAUAGAUUAGCAGCUACAAAUUUAUAUAAAUCAGUUCAAAUAUGACCAGAUGUAGAAAAGGAAUAUUCAACAUGUGCACCAUGUUGUACUAUGUGAACUUGCAAUGAUAUUAUUGACAAUAUUAUGAUAGUAACACGCAGUAUUUAAGGAAUUUUCAAUCCCUUCUAAAUCUUUUUGAAAAAAGUGAUUAGCCAGUUGAUUUAAUUGAUAAGUUUAUACUCUCUCACAGUAAGUUUUUCUUCUUUGUUGGAAAACCUUUGAAACUUCACAGUUUUAAUGGCAGUUCUACUUGUAAAGGUUAAUACUCAAAUUAUUGCAAUUAAAAUUCACUCAGCCUUCUCAGUAGUUUAUGAAUUUGGUAACUAUAGCUAUCUAUAACAUUAGUUCAACACAAAGCUAAUUUAAAAGCUGUCUUAAGCCCUGGCUUGGUGGCUCAGUUGGAUGGAGAGUUGUCCUGUGCACCAAAAGGUUGCCAGUUCGAUUCCCAUUCAGGGUACAUACCUGUGUGGCAGGUUCAUCCCCUAGUGAGGGUGGAUAUGGGAGAUUACUGACUAAUGCUUCUAUCUCACAUCAGUGUUUCUCUUUCUCUCUCUGUCUUUCCCUCUCUCUCUCCCUAAAAUAAAUAGACAUAUUUUUGGGUGAGGAUUAAAAGAAAAACAAAAACAAAAAACACUUGUCUUAAAAAUGUUUAAAGUAGUGUCAAAAGCAUUUUUUAUGCAUGUUGUCAUACUUUUUGUUUGUAAUUGAAGAAUUGUAAAAUUAUUAAUAAUGAGCUAUUUCAAACUACUUAGCUAAGAGAAAGUUAAAUAAAUGUGGAAAAAAUACUGUGUCCAAUUUUGCAUAUCUGAACUUUUUGUUUGCUUUUAAAGACUUUAGUUUUUUAGAAUGGUUUUAGAUUCACAGCAGCAUUGAGACGAAGAUACAGAGAUUCCCUAUAUACCCCCUAUCACUACGCGUGCAUAGCCUCUCCCACUAUUAACAU
Pteronotus mesoamericanus is the source of this 3261-nucleotide messenger RNA. It is a transcript of the gene HINT3, whose product is annotated as histidine triad nucleotide binding protein 3. Gene Ontology annotation, molecular function: catalytic activity. Bases 124 to 672 code for a protein of 182 amino acids. The record is from RefSeq and is a predicted model, not a curated record. The transcript is spliced from 5 exons. NCBI's taxonomy places the organism in Eukaryota, Metazoa, Chordata, Mammalia, Chiroptera, Mormoopidae.